UUCCCGCCAAUAUCACCAAAUCACACUACCUUAACCCCCAAACUUUAAUCAACAUAUUACAGAUUCAAAAAUCAAAACCCUAAACUUUUGAUCGGAGAAAUGGAUACCAGCGGUGGCGGUGCGGCGCCCACCGGUUGCUACAAGUGCGGCCGUCCCGGACACUGGUCCCGUGACUGUCCGUCAAACCCUAACCCUAACCCUAACUCUAACAGUGACCGUUCUAGUUACAAACCGGCAGCAUCAUCGCAUCCUUUCAAGGCAAGCGGUGCGGCAGGUGGAGCCUCGUUUGCGGCUCAAAAACCGGCGGCUGAAAAGCCGAAAAAGGCUCCGAAAACCAGACCGAAGCUCACUCCAGAAUUGCUGUUAUCUGAUGACGGAAUUGGAUUCGUUCUUCGGCAUUUUCCUAAAGCUCUCAAGUACCGUGGCCGUGGCCACGAGACAAAUGAUUUGGGGAAUCUUCUAAGCUUGUACGCAGAAUGGCACUCACAUCUUAUUCCUUACUACUCAUUUGACCACUUUGUUCAUAAGGUGGAACAAGUUGGCAGCUCAAAACGUGUUAAGAUGUGCAUAAAUGAUCUGCGAGAAAGAAUUGCAAAUGGAGGAGACCCAACCAAGCUACAUGAAACACUAGAGCCGCAUGAAAACUCAAAUCCUGAACAAGAUAAAGGGUUGGAUCAGGAAGAUACUUUGCCGAAUCAUGACUCAGAUGAUGUUCAACACAGUUUGUUUGAUGAGAUCUUUGAAACCACUAAUGAAGAACCAUCUGGGCCAUUGAGUAAGGAGGGUACAAAUGGUGAUACACGUGUACCAAAAGAAGUGCCAGGUCAGACCACAGGUGGCAACAAUAGUAUAGAAAUGUCAGAAGAAAUAAAAGCCCGCAUAGAAGCAAACAGGCUAAGGGCAUUGGAGAGAGCUGCUGCUCGUAAACGGGCUUUGGAAUCACAGGCCUCUUGACUUUCACUGUUGUAACUGUUAUAUCCAUUGUCUUUUUUUGUUCACUCCAAUUAUUGGGCUUUUAAAAUUUGUUAUGUGGGCCACUUAACAAGAAAUACAUGUUUUGGGUCUAAUUUAAGUGUGAAAGUUUGGGUUUAUAAAAUAU
Messenger RNA from Helianthus annuus (common sunflower), 1099 nucleotides. RefSeq names its product TIMELESS-interacting protein. Gene Ontology annotation, biological process: DNA replication checkpoint signaling; DNA damage response; replication fork arrest. Lineage: Eukaryota; Viridiplantae; Streptophyta; Magnoliopsida; Asterales; Asteraceae. Gene Ontology annotation, molecular function: DNA binding; zinc ion binding. The record is from RefSeq and is a predicted model, not a curated record. The transcript has 5 exons. Bases 100 to 954 code for a protein of 284 amino acids. Gene Ontology annotation, cellular component: nucleus; replication fork protection complex.